AUGGCGUUGGCCAACCACUGUUCACCUCUCCGCUGUCAGUCACAUCAGUCACUCUACUGCCCCCCUCCUCACCAGCUGAAGGUUGCAGUAACAGAUAUAUCCGGCUCCACCGCCAAGUGGCUGAUCUGUCUCACCACCUGCACUCUGUCUAACAACCCCACUUACAUCUGGUACAAGAACGGAGAGCCUCUUCCUCAGCAGUCCCAGAUUACUCAGUAUUACAGAGUCCCAAAAGAGGAAGCAGGCAGCUACUCCUGCGCUGUAAGAGGACAUGAGGAUCUUCGCUCUCCUGCUGUCUGUGUUUCUGAUGAGAAGAGCUGCUGGAGUGUGACUUACUCCACCCAGAAUAUCUGCUCUCUGAUUGGCUCAUCAGUGGAGAUACAUAGUUAUUACACAUACCCUAAUAAUUACAAGGUCACUAAAGUGUUGUGGUUCAGUAAAGAGCAGGCUGAUGGUGAGGCUGUGGAUGUGAGAGAGGAUGAGGAGGAUCAGGGCCGAGUGCAGCACACACAGAGCUCCCAGAAUAACUGGAGUCUGAGAAUCACUAACCUGGGAGAGAGAGACGCUCAAACAUACAGAUUCAGAUUCUACACCAAUGGGGGUGAUUACACCGGCCAACCUGGAGUCUCUCUGUCUGUCACAGAUCUGAAGAUUAUGGUAUCAGACUCAGGUCGUGGACAAAAGACACUGAACUGUCUCACCACCUGCACUCUGUCUCACAACCCCACUUACAUCUGGAACAAGAACGGACGGCGUGUGUCUGAGUGUAAAUCUGCCUCCUGCUCUGUAGCUGCAGUCAGUGGUGCGGUCAGUUACAGCUGUGCUGUUGAAGGCCAUGACAGUCUCCUCUCUCCUCCAGUGUAUUCCCCUAAAAACACCAGAGCAGUGGUUCUUCCCUCUGGAGACACAGUGGAGGGGGAUUCAGUGACUCUGAGCUGUAGCAGUGAUGCAAACCCUCCUGUUCUCAUCUACUCCUGGUUUAAGCAAAAUGAAGCUGCAGACACACUGCUGACAACAGGCCAGAAUUACAGCAUCAGCAACAUCAACUCCCAGGACAGCGGACUGUACUACUGCACUGCUCUCAACCAGCUGGGACACGACAACUCUACACCAACACACCUGGAUGUGUUACUGUCAGAGAAAAGCCCGCGGUUAAUGUUUCUCAUGGUGGGACUGGCCGUCUUCUUGGCAGUAAUGCUCCUCGGUCUUCCUGCCGUUCUGUGCAUUAAGAGGAAGAGAAGAGCAGAGAGAGACACAGACGUUCAGCGUGUUCCAUCACCUGGAGAUGACACAUACACAGAACUGAACUCCAGGACGAUGUCCCCGGACUAUGACACACUGCAAAAUGUUAAAAGCUCUGUCAGUGAGACUUACACAACCCUGAACCCUGCAGCCAUGUCCUCUGAUUAUGACACGCUGACGAGUUUGGCUCGUUGACUCAGUGAGGAGAAGUACUCCAGAACUGAAGAAUGAUAACGAACAGUAGAUUUUGGUUAGUAAUGGGUGUGUAACGAUAUAUUGUGUGAUGAUAAAUCGUGAUACAAAUUUGAUGAUUCAAAUCAAUGAAAUAAAAAAUUAAUCAUUAUUAUUGUUAGGCUGCAAAAUCUCUUAGUUUUUCCAAGCUGUAAUUGCAUUGUUUAGACAACAGCGUGCACAAUAAUGUACAAUAGCGGGAAUACAGGUGACUUCAUUGUCGGUGGAAGUAACACAGCAGUAAUGCUGAAACACAC
Neoarius graeffei (lesser salmon catfish) is the source of this 1730-nucleotide messenger RNA. Its product is annotated as B-cell receptor CD22-like. The record is from RefSeq and is a predicted model, not a curated record. The coding region runs from base 1 to 1437 and encodes 478 amino acids. The transcript has 10 exons. NCBI's taxonomy places the organism in Eukaryota, Metazoa, Chordata, Actinopteri, Siluriformes, Ariidae.